This is a messenger RNA of Haliotis rufescens (red abalone), 3264 nucleotides long. RefSeq lists its product as uncharacterized. The transcript is spliced from 5 exons. NCBI's taxonomy places the organism in Eukaryota, Metazoa, Mollusca, Gastropoda, Lepetellida, Haliotidae. The record is from RefSeq and is a predicted model, not a curated record. Gene Ontology annotation, biological process: regulation of non-canonical NF-kappaB signal transduction. Gene Ontology annotation, cellular component: nucleoplasm. Bases 139 to 588 code for a protein of 149 amino acids.
AAGAAGAGUUGACAAACAAGCCAGGAUAAUAGAUCUGUUUUAAAAUGUCUUUGAAGGUUAUUCGUUUCUGAAUGCUCUUGGAUUAUUUCUUAGUUACUUAUAUAUUUUGUAUCGUCUACCUUGCCAUGUUUGGGAGACAUGUGGGCUGAGAACACAUUAGAGCGAGCUUCAAGGGUAGGGCAGGAAGUGCUGGAAAGAACCAGGGCCAGGAAGGUGGAGUGGCCAUCACACAAGCAGUAUGGCCACAACCCUGUACAGGACCCCCAUGUGUACACGUCGCUGGAUGAUGCACUGGCCAGUAUGCUGCACUAUAUGUCGGUGACCACCAAGAACUGCAAGCGUUAUUACAACAGUGCAGGCAGAUCCCAGCGGAGUGCCUCGGACACCCUCCACUGCAGCAGAUUCCACACCCCAACAUACACCGCAACACACAAGACAAACCCACUUCAGCGGUCAGAGGAUGUGCACAUUCUGGUCGAGCCUGGAACCUACGCCGUGUCGGCCGGAGCCUGGGGCACACAGUACCAGCAGAAACAUGUCGUCCACGUCCGAGAGGGAAACACCGUCAACAUGGACUUUGUGUUAUGACAGCCUCAGCCUGACAUCGGCACAUCCUUCUUUUAAUAUAAGUCAUACUAGUCAUUAUCAUGAUUAUCUUACUGUUGAUAUAGCAGUCACUAUAUUAAACACAGAUGGCUUUUUUGGCCACCAUGUCAAUGAUGUGAACAUUAAAAUUUGAUAUAUCUCUGCCAAUGCAAUAUCCUGUCACAUCGAUGCCAAAUAUUAUAUUGAUAUAACUUGCCCAAACGUUAUUGCCAAAGUUUAUAAUAAGUGAUAAGGCUUCCAUUCCCUUUUUAUUGUUUUGUUACCCAUGCUGUGUCAAUUCUACAAAUAUAGUGAGCAGUGUCAUUAUUGGAGUUGUUUUUUAAGGAACUAGAGUUCUUCCAGUUUGGACACAGAAAACAUUCAGAACAAUCUGUGUUCACUUAUUUCAAAUGUAGUGCAUUGUUUACUGUUUCUAUACUUUUACAAAUAUAGAGUUGUGAGAUUUAAUUAUACAGAAUCUCUUUCAGCUUUACAAUAAGAAACUGUCAUUAUGUAAGGCUAUCAAUUUACAUUAAAUCAGUUAUACAAAUAGCCUACAGCAUUAUAGCUUUAACAGUGCAAGUGUAACAUAUUUAGGAUAAGUUCAAUGAUUUAGAACUGUGUGUGAGUAAUUCAGUAUUAUUUUGGUGCCUAAUUUCAUUUAAAUCCGACCUGUCACUCCAAUAUGAUACCUCUCUGCAUGAUGUUCUGGAGAUGCAGAUUUCUGAAUCAAGGUGGAAGAGGAAUGAAGCCAAAUUGUUUAACAAACCUGACAUCUGAUUGGCUCAAGAUCCCACUCAUCUGAUUGGGCUGUCAAAGGUCACUCAGGGUUCACUACAUGCGUCCUUCUAUGGAGGUGUCCUGAGAUCUUAAUGCAGAGAGGUAUCAUAUUGGAGAUGAGAUCUAAUUUGAAGGAGAUAGUGCUACCCCAAAUCAUGUCAAUCAAAAUGACUGCCCAAACAAAAUAGUGUUUCUCCUUUGACAAAUUUGAGAUGUUUCAACAUGUUCAAGGGUUUUGUCAGAUGUCAUUAUCAAAGAGAAGGGGUGAUAAGGGCAGGUGAUUAGAAAUAUGUUGUUUUUAUUUGGAUUAAUCAUGCUUAUUAUCACCUGUUCAAUGAAUAUUAAGUUACCCCUGAUGAAGGAAAGUUAUGAAACUGGCUCUGGAGUUUCUGGUUCUGAACAGGCUCUGAUUCUAAUGGAAGUUUGUGUGGAACAUUACUGAUAGACUUUUCUAUAAUUCUUUGUUCCACUAAAAGUCAUACCUUCUUUCAUCUCCCUAAUGAGAUUCCUAUAGCGGUGCUUAACAAGUGGUAAAUAUCAAGAUAACUCAAUCUUGCCUGUUUCUUUGUCUGUGGUAGAUGUUUUCAGACUAAUUGUCCCAAGCAGUGCUAUGAUGUAAUGUAGGUCUGCAACAGCUGUGGAGAUGAUGUACAGGGCUUAGAUCCACUUCAACAGACUGAUGUUACCAGAGGUGUUACAGGGCUUAGAUCCACUUCAACAGACUGAUGUUACCAGAGGUGUUACAGGGCUUAGAUCCACUUCAACAGACUGAUGUUACCAGAGGUGUUACAGGGCUUAGAUCCACUUCAACAGACUGAUGUUACCAGAGGUGUUACAGGGCUUAGAUCCACUUCAACAGACUGAUGUUACCAGAGGUGUUACAGGGCUUAGAUCCACUUCAACAGACUGAUGUUACCAGAGGUGUUACAGGGCUUAGAUCCACUUCAACAGACUGAUGUUACCAGAGGUGUUGGAACUGCUGUACUUUACACAGAAAGCCUCAAAACAAGUAUCACUUAACGGUUAAUAUAGUGGAACCCUGUUAAACUGGAGAGUAGCAUUUCCAUUGAUAUCAUCCUGAUUAACAACUGUCCAGAUUUCACUCUAAUAAACCUUUGUAUAAGUGCGAGGUUUCUGGAUUAGCAGGGUCUGGACUAAGUUUUCAGUAUACAUGUUGUAUCUUGAUUGCUGUAGUUCUUGGUUUUCAGGACCAUUUACCCUUUUUUUAAGUCUGUGCAAUAAUCUGUGUGCGUGCAUUCGUGUGUCCAUCUUAUGAUAGGAUGUGCAAUACAUAUUCUUCCUAUUGUGUAGUCUUGUGUUGAAGAAUGUGCCUGUUGAACAUAUUUUGCAAUGGUUGAGUGAGUGUGUAAUGUCACGGGAGCAGCAAUAUUGCAUUCAUUAAUAGUGAUUGUGGGGCUCAAGUCUUUGAAAGGCAUUUAAAAGUGAUACACAUAAGGAAGAAAAUUUAUGUAUGUCAACUUCUUUAUUAUGAGGAACACAACAUUCUGAGUGUAUACUUACUCGUUCAUCAUUCACCUGAAGGAGUAAGUAUAUACAUAUAUAUAUGUACUGCAAAACGUUGUGCUCCUCAUAAUAAAAAAGUUGACAUCCAUAAAUUCUCUUCCUGAUUGUGGUGCUGCUAAGAGAAAUUGUGCAUGUUUUCAUUCUUACUUAUUUUCAAAAACAUUUAGGUUAAUUUCAUGCCUGAACAAUAUCUUUCAUGUUACAUGUCCAAAUCUCACCACAAAUAGCUGUAAGAUUGUUGAUGCUGUGUUGAGCAAUAUUCACUCACAUAUUCCAGUAUCAGGGUUAUAUUGUUGGUUUGGAUAUAUGUGAUGUGAUAAUGGUACAUAUUUACUUAUAUCACAGUGCAGAAUAAAGUUUAUUUUACUAAAUUUA